This is a messenger RNA of Coniophora puteana RWD-64-598 SS2, 4358 nucleotides long. RefSeq lists its product as uncharacterized. The transcript is spliced from 7 exons. Bases 21 to 4358 code for a protein of 1445 amino acids. The record is from RefSeq and is a predicted model, not a curated record. Gene Ontology annotation, molecular function: dynein light intermediate chain binding; microtubule binding. Gene Ontology annotation, biological process: cytoplasmic microtubule organization; cytoskeleton-dependent intracellular transport. Lineage: Eukaryota; Fungi; Basidiomycota; Agaricomycetes; Boletales; Coniophoraceae. Gene Ontology annotation, cellular component: cytoplasm; centrosome.
CCGCCGCCCGUCUGCCCACCAUGGCGAUGCUGGAAACACCUUCACGUAUCUGGAGGAGAAUAGAGGCAGCAGACGGGGACGAACUUCCCUCUCUGCCAUCACUCCCCGCAUUCGACCAGACCCAAGCUCCCCCUUCAGAAUCUGAAGAAUCUUCAACGGAUGACAACGACAACGACGAUCACAACAAUCACCUUCUUCCUGUCCACUCUACUCCUGCCCCUUCGUCCCAUGGAAAUACCGCUACCUUUCGUCUUCCUCCUUCCAGUGCUUCCAGCACCGCCCGUUUCGCUAGCUCAAUCGGGUCUCGUUCUCUGGCCGCCAGAUCAUCGGCCUCCUCUACAUCUAGAGGGAUGCCACGAAGUGUCUAUGACAGCUUUGAUAUCAGUGUCAUCCCCUCGCAACCCCAUCGCAGCCCCACCGAGAGCGAGGAACACGACCUCGACCGGAGCAACAACAGCGUACCGGAGUUACACCUCCCACCAGAAGAGGACGAUGUCGAAGAACGAGAGCUCUCUCUGACUGAUGCUCUCGAGCCUCUGAGUCGAUCAAACUCUCCUCCACUGCCGCUGCCACUUCCUCAACAGGUACCAUCGUCUAAGAGGACUUAUGACUAUUCUGUGUCCCUCCGCACGGAGCCCAAGGCCUCGCCGUUCGACAAAUUUCGGAAUGUUGCCAUGCGGAGACCUGUCAUUGGUCGCACCCGCACCCCUUCUCUUUCGCGCACCACACCCUCGCCUGCAUCGUCUCCUGCCAACUCUACUCCAAGAAGCGCUUUAACCGCGCCGCCUCGCAGCCCCUCUCCUACUCCAGCAGCUCGCGUUCCUCUGCCUCGCUCGGCUACCGCCUCACCUGCAGCAUCCUCUUUCAACAAUGUCACGAUUCAAGGUCCAGCGGAGCUAUCGAUGACCGAGGGAUUGCCAGACGCUCUCAACCAUCUGCACGAGGACUUGGAAACCGAUGAGGAUAGGCAUGCUGAGGGAGAGACGCAGGCGGACGAUGAAAUGCAAAGAGAAGAGGAAGGACAGACUGAAGACGAGAGGCAGACCGAGGACCCGAGCGAACCGUCCCAGCAGCAGACCGACUCGCACGAGCCAACAUUUUCAUCAAAUUCUGACCCCAGCUAUCCGCCCUACAAUCGUUCCAUCGCAAGUCCCUACGCACGGUCCAACGCGAGCCCUGCGCUCGCCCGCUCCCCGGCACUUUCCAAUGCCAACGCCAGUCCCGCCUUCGCGCGCUCGCCCGCCCCGUCGACUGCCGUUCCUUCGCCUGGAGGAACACCGGCAAGCAUUGUCACACCCCGCCCUCGUCCGCGGUUCAACAUCCCCGCUAUGCGCUCUGAGUUAGAUUCGGACGAGCAUGCAGAGCAGACCACGAGCAACGAAGAGCAGCUUACGCCUCACACCCGCCGUCGCUCGUUCUUGCUAUCCGUCAUCAACUCGACCGCCCGCCCGCGCAUGAAGUUCCCUACUCCUCACCACCGUCGGAUCAGCGGUAUCGGCCUGGAGGCCUCGGAAGCACUACACGAGACCGAGGAGGACGAAGAAGAGGGGGAGGAAGGGGAGGACGCAGGACCCGUCGUCGACGCAAACGAGACGCCCAGCGUGCCCAUGCGCACUUUACCCGGCAUAACGCCCAAGCCCGCCCUGCGGCGCGCGCGCUUCUCGGCUCCCAUCACGCAGGCUUACAUCCCCGAGAACACGAUGGACGGCGUCGGCGCCGGUGGACGGGACUCCCCCGUUCACUCGGACCAGGACCGCAACUCGUUCGUGUCCACCGCGUCGUCGCACGACCUCACGACGCACCCGCGCGCGAACACGUCGUACGACCCCGCGCUCGGGCUCGGGGAGCGCGGCGGUGUAGGGCGCUUCGAUGCGGCGAGGCUGAAUAGCUAUUUGCAUGGGCUGAAUAAGCGGCUGCAGGAGGAGAAUAUCGCGCUGCUUGAGCGAUUGCGUAAAUUCGAGGACGUCAAGGACGGCGAUGCGCAUAUGCCCAGGUUGAGCUUGGAUAAUGCGAGCGUGGCCUCGGCCUCGAGCCGGAAGAGGCGGAUCAGUGCGGGGGGUGCGCUGGGGGAUGUGGAGGAGACGAGUGCGGAGGGGUGGGCGGAGGAGAAGCGGGAGCUGGAGGAGAUGGCGGAGGAGCUCGCGAAGGAGGCGGACAAGCUCGCGGGUGAGAAAGAGGACGCGGAGAAGGAUCUCGAAGACGAGCGCGCGGCGCGGGCGCGGGACAAGGAACGGUGGAAAGAGCGCAUGCUCGAGGUUGAGAACGGUGUCGCGGACAUCAUCGGGGGGCUCGAGGGCCAGGUGAAGGGGGCUGCGGAGAAGCUCAAGGCCGCCGAAGAGGAGCGCGAGGCGCUGGUCAAGGCGGCGGACAAGGAGAUUGCGAAGGCUGGCAGCGAGCGCGAUAUUGCGCUGCACAGGGCUGAGAAGGCCGAGGAGGCGCUCAGCGGGAACCGUGGGGAACUCGGCGGCUCGCUCAGGGAGGCCAAUGGACUCGUCGGAAAGCUCCAAAGCGAGCUCAGCGAGGCGAACGCCCAGGUUAAAACCCUCGACGGCGAGCUCAAGAGCGCCGACAACAAGAUCGAGGACCUCGAGGCGCAGCUCAAGCACCACCAGUCCGACGCCGUGCGCACAACCAACGACCUCCGGUCACAGCUCGAAGAUGCCGAGAUCGAGCUCGCUGGCUCGGCGAAGAAGGUCUCGAGCCUCGAGCGCGAGCUGACACUGAAGCAGCGCUCGAUGGAACACCUCCAGACCGAGCUGCAGGCCAUGUCGGACGAACUCGAGGGCCUCCGCAGCGGGAUGGGCAAGGGCGCGCAGGAAGCCGCGAGCGAGCUGCGCGAUCUCAGGGCGUACGUCGUCGACGCGGACGCCGCUGCCGACGUCGCGGCACAGCAAAUCGAGGCGCUCGAAGGGCAACUCACUGACGCCGAGCAGCGCCUGCACGCUGCGGAGGCGGAAUGCGAGGGCGCGCUCGAGCGCGCCGAUAUGCGCGAGCGGGAGGCUGAGCGCGAGAAGGAGGCGGCACGGCAGGUCGAGGCGGCGCUCGAGGCGGCGGAGCACAAGAUGCGCGCGGACGAGGACGCGCUCGUCGAUCUGCGCGGGCGGCUCACGAGUUUGGAGAGGGAGAGGGAGCGAGAGCGCGAGGUCUCCCGCGUGCUCCGCGAGCAGAACCAUACCCGUGGGUCGAGCCCUGAUAUGGAGGACGCGCUGGAGGCGGAGCUGGACGAGGCGAACCAUGAGAUUGCAAGGCUCAAUGCGCUGAUGCAGCAGUCGCCCGCGCGUCGUGCGAUCGACAAGGCGAAGGAUGUCAAGAUCGAUAUAUUGGAGCGCGAGAGGGACGAGUUGCUCGAGAGGCUGAAGACAUUCCGCGGGAACGCGAUGGACGCCGCUGCAUUUACACCGCAGAAACCAAUGAACAUGAGUGGGAUGUCGCCCUUGCAUCGCCAUGUCUUGAACGUCUCCCUCAAGGCGCCGAAGACACCUGGUGGACCACUGAAAGACCUCACCUGGCUCAACGCGACCACCAACGACCCAUCUGUCUCCCCCCUGCUCGCCGAGAUCGCACGCCUGCAGACCGAGCUCGACCGCGCAAACGAGAAUAUCGACGAUAAACUCGACAAACUCGAGGACGCGGGGCUGGGCGUCAUCGGUCUCACCAGGAAUCUCGAGGACGCACGCACGCAGAUUGCCGCCCUCGAGAGCGAGGUCAACCGCCUCAAGCGGCGCGAAGAACGGCGCGCGCGCCGCCUGGCCAGGCUACACUGCCGCAAGUGCCUCGUCAAGGUGGACGGAGCGUCCAUCGAGCGGAUUAUGAACCCUGAUGAGAGCUCGUUUGAGCUUUCCUAUGCUGACCUCCCCGCUUCGACUUCGCCGGCUGCGGCUAAGAAGGCGGCGGAGGACGCGCUCACCGCCGAGCUCCAAGCUGUCAAUGUUCAGCUCCGCGACCUCCAGAAAGAGUGGCAGCGCGAAAAGGAGGAGCUUCUAGGCGAGAAUGCCGUCCUGCAAGAUGCGGCGGAACGCCUGAACAACCAGGUUCGCACUGCCAUGAAGCGCGCUGCGAGCAUCGAGAAGGCCAGCCUGAAGACGAAGGAGUCUCAAAGUGAGCUGGACAAGGCCAGGGACGUGAUUGCCGAACUCGAAGCCGGCCUGCAGGCGGAGCGUACUCGGCUGAGGCAACUCUCUGCUGAGCAAGACCGUGUGCAGCGCCAGAGGAGCGGGGUCUCGCGCCAGCUUGACAGAACGGAAGCGGACAUUGACGAAGUAAGGCGCCAGCUAACGAAAGCCAAGGAAGAGAACAAGCAACUCGAGAAUGAGCUUCGGUACUCGAUCAAAGAGGUCGCUACACCGAAGACUUGCUAG